Messenger RNA from Rana temporaria (common frog), 4489 nucleotides. RefSeq names its product cell adhesion molecule 1 (gene CADM1). Lineage: Eukaryota; Metazoa; Chordata; Amphibia; Anura; Ranidae. The transcript is spliced from 12 exons. Gene Ontology annotation, biological process: cell recognition; susceptibility to natural killer cell mediated cytotoxicity; detection of stimulus. Gene Ontology annotation, cellular component: synapse; neuron projection; plasma membrane. Gene Ontology annotation, molecular function: signaling receptor binding. Bases 54 to 1436 code for a protein of 460 amino acids. The record is from RefSeq and is a predicted model, not a curated record.
UUAGCAUGUGAUUAUCGCCGAGCAGAGGCUGCAGAGUAUAGCAGGUGCUGAACAUGGCGAGUCAGCCCGGAGCCGCUCUCCGCUUCUUUAUCCUGAUCAGCGGGCUCCGAGCCGGAUUACUUCAGCAAGGGAGAAGUUCCAGUCUGCAUGGGUCCUCAGAAAACUUUGCCUUACCUGAUCCUUUCUAUGAGCAACUUCAAAGCUCUGCAGAGCGCCAGAACCUGGAAACGGAGAAUGUGACCGUGGUGGAAGGAGAAGUUGCAACAAUCAGCUGCCGGGUCAAAAACAAUGAUGACUCCGUAAUCCAGCUGCUUAAUCCCAACAGACAGACCAUCUACUUCAGAGAUUUCAGGCCUCUGAAAGACGCACGGUUCCAGCUGGUGAACUUCUCGAGUAACGAGCUGAGGGUGUCGCUCACGAACGUGUCGAUCAACGAUGAGGGGAGAUACUUCUGCCAGCUCUACACCGACCCCCCACAAGAGGCCUACACCACUAUUACAGUUCUUAUUCCACCAAACAACCUGGUCAUUGAUGUGCAGAAGGACACGUAUGUGGAAGGGGAGGAAGUGGAGAUGAACUGCACAGCCAUGGCCAGCAAACCAGCUGCAGUAAUACGCUGGUUCAAGGGAAAUCAUGAGAUCGAAGGUAGUAAAACAGAAGUGGAGGCCGUGGACAACAAGAUGUUCAGAGUACGCAGUCAGAUAUCCAUCACCGUUCUCCGAGAAGAUGACGAAGUUCCCUUUGUGUGUAUGGUUGACCAUCCAGCUGUGAAGGAUCUGGAGACCCGACAGUACAUUGAAGUGCAAUAUAAACCAGUGGUGAUGGUGUCCGUGAAUUAUCCCCAGGGUCUGACAAGAGAAGGAGAAGCUCUGGAAUUGGUCUGCAGAGUCGUUGGUAAACCCAGGCCAGAAAAGGUUUUUUGGCAGCGAGUAGACUAUGACCUUCCAGACAACAUCAUCAUUGAAGAAGACAAACUUUACAUCAGCAGCCUAAACAAAACCGAUAAUGGCACAUACCGGUGCGAGGCAUCCAACAUUGUGGGCAGCUCUUCAGCUGAUUAUACACUCUUUGUGUACGAUCCCCCCACUACCCCCCCACUUCCCACAACAACCACCACCACUACCACCACAACUACCACACCCUCCACCAUCCCAGACGCAAGUGCAACGACAGAGCCUGCAGUUCACGAUACACGAGCAGGUGAAGAGAGCCCCCUUGGUGUAGACCAUGCAGUAAUUGGGGGUGUGGUUGCUGUGGUUGUCUUUGCAAUGCUUUGCCUUCUCAUCAUACUGGGUCGUUACUUUGCUCGACAUAAAGGAACAUAUUUCACCCAUGAAGCCAAAGGUGCAGACGACGCAGCAGACGCAGACACUGCAAUCAUCAAUGCGGAGGGUGGUCAGAACAACUGUGAAGAGAAGAAGGAAUAUUUUAUCUAGUCUGGCCUUGUUAAUGGGUGUGGGCUCAGCUCAUACUCACCGCCCUAAGGGAGAAGGACCUUCCAGCGUCUUGCAUCUUCUUUUUUUUUUUUUUUCAAAUCAUUUGAUUUUGGAGUGGAUGGAGGAGCGGGGUACCCAUCUGGUAUAAAGUAAUUGCCCCACAACACUCUGCUUUUGUUUGCCACUUUCCUUUGAUGGGAAUAACAGGAGCUUGAAAUGUUUGUUUUUAUUUUGUUGAGGGGUGGGGGGUUGCUAGUAAAACAUGGAUUCUAGACUCCUCAGUGUUGGAGGGUACUGUAUCUCGAGCUUAUUAAGCCAGUGUUUGUCAAAGUGUCACCCAGACUCCUCCUUCACUGAAGAGGCAUAGUUAUCAUCUGCAGACAAUUUGGUGCCUUGCUUGUUUUUUAUUUCACUUCCCGAGAAGUUCUUGUUUUCCCAACUGUUUUUGUGUCAUUUCCUCUUUGGCCCUAAUUUUCUGUCUUGUGCCACUUCUGAGGUUGCUUUUUAUUUGUCCGUUUCAUUUCACUUCCUGUUGGGGCUGCUUUCUACAUGUCAUCUGCUUCUCAUGUUAACUUUAUUGCCUUUUGGUAUUUUUUUUUCAUCUCCUUUCUAAUGUUUUGUACAAUUUUCCCUGGUCUUACUUGCGCCGCUUCUCACUCAUAAGGUUUCCUAUUGGUGUAGAAGUCAUUGUAUCAGUCCAGUACCACCUACUUUUGCAUAUAUUAUAUGUGUCCUCAUGUCACAUUCAACAGGGACUGUCCACUCUGUAGCUUCUUGCUUAUUUUAGCUGCUGUUCUAGUAGUAUUUCUCAUAUCUCUAAAGUCUGGGGGCAUGCUUUAAUUCCUGUUCAUCUUGUGUCAUGCCUAUUUGUACGUUUCACUCUGCUAUGGCCACAUCUUCAUAUAUGUAUCCUGGUGGUUUUCUUUUGUGUGUCCCCCUUCUGGUUGUCGGGCUUGUGAUACAGAGGAGAUAUCCUGCUCUUCUCUGGGAAGUGAAUCUUUUAUCACAUGGUAAACAAUGUAGAGGUUUGGAAAAGAGAGACUUUUGGAGCCAAAUAGGUUUCAGGGGUGUGGAAGCUCCUACCAAUCUCCCCCACCCCACCAAAAAUCAGACAGUUGGUGGAAAUACAAGCGGAUGUGCCUUUCUAUUCACAAGUGAACAAGCUGAAGAGGGGGGGAGAAAAUGGAAAAACUUUAUUCUGCUCUGAUUAAUUCCAUUUAAAUCCAUAAUUUCAACUCAUUUCCAGACCUUUAAUUUUCUUUCCUGUGUCUACAACCUUUUGACUUCCCUGUUCUCUUCCUGGUCCCUUUCAACCACCUCCCCACAAUGUUACUCAUGAUUACAUGUUUAUUUUUCGCAACCCUUUUUAUUUGUUAUUUUGUCCUUUAAAUCUUUCUCUCUCUCAGUGCUGUGUCUUUGUACAAGGCUGUGAUGCAUUAUCCACUAAAAACCAAUUACAGUACAAGGUGGACCAUUGCACCCGCAUACCAUGUGUUUUGAUAUUAUUGGUACUAAAGGUGCAGUUCCGCUGACUGUAAAGCAAAGGCAUUCAAUCCUUUUUACUCUACUAAGAGCAGUGUGUGUUAUAUAAUCUGUACUAUUAUUGUGUUGUCUGGAGGGUUCAGUCAAAAGUUGUUAAAGUGUAAAACAAUGAGAAAUGUCAUUGCUGCUAUAGAAGGUGUUAGCAGGGUAAGUGCGUUGCAUUAUUGUCACUCCCACUGUAUAUUGCUGAGUAGAGCUGCACCUAUAUUCUGUCUUAAAAAUAUGAAAUGUAGGGGUAAUUUUGAGAUGGCUGCCAAGCUGAUUCUAUGUUUUCCGCUGUGUACAUGCCAAGAAAGAGAGCAGAACAAAAUGUUUUAUGGUUGAGGUCCCCCUAUCCCGUGAUAGAGCUGUGCAGGUAGUUUUUGUUCUAACCUGCUAGUGUGUGUGUGCAUGAGAGAGUGUGUGUUUUAUCACAGGAGCCAUUUUCAUGCCUUCAUUUCCAAAGCAGAAUUUUGGACUAAAAAGAAAGUGUUCCUGGUCUACCUGUGUCCUGUCCAGAUCUACACUUACAACUAUUUUUUUCAAUAAAGAUAACCCUUUCUGAAUACUCAGAAUUUCUGAACUGUUGGCAAGUAUACCAUGUCUUCAGCUCGUCAAUAGUCUCCAGUGCUGUAUAAAAUGCACAAGGGCUCACAGCAAAGCAUGUUUUGUUUUUUCUGCUAAUUGCGUUCAACACUGAAAAAAAUCAGCAUUGGGUAGAAGCCCUAUGAGAACAUUCAUGCAAAGAGUUUAAAGUGGUUGUAAACCUCAGGCAUAAAAUAUGAACAAGCAUAUCCUUCUACACUGUGUAUUUGCCUAUGUCCAAAGCACUGAGUGUGAUUUCUCUCAUUCCUCUGCUAUGAGCACGAUUAACUUCUGACAUCUUUUUCCGACACAAGAUAAAAAUAUAAUUGGGGAAGAGAUCUUCAGCACACAGCCUGUGAAUGAUAUCCUUAUAUCUGCAUGUUCUCUGUGUACUGAGUGGAGAAGGGAAUGUCUUUAUCCUCCAAUCAGGGCUCACACAUCCCCUCAAUGAGCUCUGCAGAGUGUAACUUUAUCUCUCCGCCCCUUGCUUUUCAGAGCUGAAAAAUCCUGUGUAAAUUCUGUACUUUGAACGGGUAUAGAGGAGAUAUGGUUGCCAUAUAACCAGUACAACGUAUGUAGGUCUCUGUGUAUCACUUGAGGCCAGUCACUUCACUUGGUAUAUGUAAGGGUUUUCAACCACUUUAAUAACCUAUAGGCCUCCAUUAGUGACAUCAGGAGUUUCACACGCUUACGUGUAGGGCCUUGUUUCUGUUUCCUGUUUUGGCUUGUUUUCAAUACUAACCUAAAGGGAAGCAUUAAAGAACAUCUCAACCAAAAACAAAAAUGUAAUGUAUUGCAGCUUAUCAGUCUUUAGAUGUGUUGGCUGUAUUCAAUUUAAUUUUCCAGGCUACAAAAAAUGUCUGCAACAUCAGAAAAUAACUAUGAUUCUUGCCAGAAAUGCAGUAUCCUUGUCACUUCCUGCAAAUGUAAAAGAAAGCACAAAGAAC